Molecule: messenger RNA, 1666 nt
Organism: Pseudoliparis swirei
Lineage: Eukaryota; Metazoa; Chordata; Actinopteri; Perciformes; Liparidae
Gene: tmed3
Product: transmembrane p24 trafficking protein 3
Exons: 3
Coding region: 87-710 (207 amino acids)
Biological process (GO): Golgi organization; intracellular protein transport; endoplasmic reticulum to Golgi vesicle-mediated transport
Cellular component (GO): endoplasmic reticulum-Golgi intermediate compartment; COPII-coated ER to Golgi transport vesicle; Golgi apparatus
Source: RefSeq, a predicted model, not a curated record
CUACACACUUGUUACCAUCCGCCGCUACCAACAGCUAGCUACACUUGUCUGUCCGCUUUCUGCCUUGUUUCUUUCUCUCCGUCGCGAUGCUCUUCCUGGGACUCGGCUGUCUCCUGCUGCAUGUGUCCGCGGUGCUCGGCACCGAGCUCACCUUCGAGCUCGCCGACAACGAAAAGCAAUGUUUUUACGAGGCACUGCAGAAAGACGUGAAGUUUGAAAUAGACUUCCAAGUCAUCGCAGGAGGCAACUACGACGUGGACAGCUUCGUCACCGAUCCUCAAUACAAUGUCCUGUACAAUGAGAAGAAGAAGCAGUACGACAGCUUCUCUCACACCACGACGAUGGCGGGAGCCUACAAGGUCUGCUUCAGCAACGAGUUCUCCACGUUCACGCACAAAACCGUGUACCUGGACUUCCGCCACGGAGACGAGGAGCCUCUCAUUCAGACCAUGAAUGGAGCUACGGCGCUGACUCAGUUGGAGUCGUCCUGCGUCGCCAUCCACGAGGUCCUGAAGGUGGUGGACGACUCUCAGACGUGGUACCGGCUCAGGGAGGCGCACGACCGCACGAAGGCCGAGCACCUCCUGGAGCGCGUGACCUACUGGUCCAUCGGAGAAACCGUCCUGCUGUUCGUCAUCGGCCUCGGCCAAGUCGUGAUGCUCAAGAGCUUCUUCAGCGAGAGGAAAGGCUCCGUGGCGGCCGCCACUUAGAACUCGUGGUCUCGAUUUGCACCUCGGGAAGAACCCGGUGGCGGCGUGGCAACACGUGCGUCUGGAGAUUAGCACACACACACACACACACACACACCUUGUCGUAUUUUCAGCAGACCUUUUUGUUAAAAAGGGGAUAAUUUGGGAAGUCUCUCGAUUUUUUUUUUUCUCCUGCGCACCAAGUGUCAAACACACUUGUGAGUGUCUUUAUCGAGACUGUGCCGAUUUAUGUUAACGGGCGAGAAGAAACGACUCGUACUCGUUUUGGGGGAAAUUAGAUAUUUCCACCUUUUCAACCUUGCGCAGAUAAUUUAUAAUAUAUAUAUAUUUUUAGUGCAACACAAAGCAGGGUUAGAUUGAUCUGUUAAUAAUUAAGAGAAUCAUGGGUUUUCAUCUGCAUACUAAUUACACAAGGUGUUGUGGAUGAAUGUAGGUUGUUUUGUUUUAUAUUGUGUUUAUUAUUAUUAUUAUUAUUACCUUAAUUUAUGUGCGAAAAAAGAGGUGUAAGAGCUCCGUCUCCCUCAUCCCCCUGUGUCUCAUACAAAGUGCCUUAAGACAUUUUAUUUUAAUUUUCUACCAAGUUGAAAGUUUACGUUUAAUUGGUCUGUUGUGUACCAACAUCUGUUACUGAUUGGAUUCUCAGUUUUCUCUCUCGUGGAUUAUAAAUCCAGGUUAUUUUAUACAGCGAGGUGUUUAAUUAACACUUAAGUGACAUCAUUGUGAUGGCGGCUUUUCUUUUUCAACAACAAAAACUAUGUUUAUCUGUAAAAAACAAUCAAUAGAUUAAAAUUAAUUGAGAUAAAAGCCUUUUUUUUUUGGAGCGAUGAAAUUCUGGCUUCUUAACAUUUGUCAUAUUAUGGUUUGUAUUUUGAGAAAAAAAUUAUUUUCUGGAACAAUGUGUAUGGAGCUGUCAACUUAGAUCCAGGUUUCAUUAUUAAAUUAAGUAGCUCACGUAA